Molecule: messenger RNA, 1794 nt
Organism: Neoarthrinium moseri
Lineage: Eukaryota; Fungi; Ascomycota; Sordariomycetes; Amphisphaeriales; Apiosporaceae
Exons: 5
Coding region: 1-1794 (597 amino acids)
Biological process (GO): transmembrane transport
Molecular function (GO): transmembrane transporter activity
Source: RefSeq, a predicted model, not a curated record
AUGAACUCAUCCACUCCCACGACUUAUGCCGGUGGCGAAGCACAGGCUGACCCAGCAUCGUCGCCUAAGCAGGCGUCAGACCCGCAGAUGUCGCAUGAAGCCAAUGUAAUAAUCGAGAAUAGUGAACGACAUAGCAGUCCUACAAUCGAGUUGCCCACACAGCCGUCUCCAAGCACACAGAAGUUGACCGGCAAUGACAUUGUCCUGGUAAUGGCUCCCCUUUGUCUAUCAGUCCUCCUAUCUUCCCUCGACCUUACCAUCGUCACACCAGCGAUUCCUGCUAUCGUGAAUCACUUCCAAGCAGUAUCGGGAUACAUCUGGGUCGGGGGAGCCUUCAUCCUCGCAAACACAGCAAUGACGCCUGUUUGGGGAUCAGUCUCGGACAUAUAUGGCCGCAAGCCGAUCAUGUUAAUCGCAAUGGCCGUAUUCCUCGGAGGAAGUCUGCUAUGCGCCUUGGCACCAACUAUGGAAUCUUUGAUCGCGGGCCGUGCCAUCCAAGGCAUCGGAGCGUCUGGUAUGAGCACGAUGGUAAACGUAAUCAUAUGUGACACCUUCUCUCUUAGAGAUCGUGGCUUGUAUCUUGCCGUUACGUCUAUCGUUUGGGCAGUGGGAAGCGCAGUUGGGCCUGUGAUCGGUGGUGUGUUCAGCACCCGACUAGACUGGAGGUGGUGUUUCUGGAUUAACAUGCCUAUUGGUGCGGUUGUCCUCGUUAUGCUGGCAGUUUUCUUGAAAGUGCCCUCGGCCAAUACACCAAUCGCUGCCGGUCUCAAAGCGAUUGACUGGACGGGAAGCGCGCUCAUUGUCGGCUCCGCCCUUAUGAUUCUUCUUGGGCUCCAAUUCGGAGGCGUAACUCACCCUUGGUCAUCUGUCACCGUCAUCUCACUCAUCGUCUUCGGCAGCGCUGUUGUAGGGAUCUUCAUCAUCAACGAGUGGAGAUUUGCUAUUAACCCGGUCAUACCUCUUCGUUUAUUCUCCAAUAGAUCGUCCGUGGCGGCAUUUACAGUUUUUUCCUGCAACUUCUAUAUUCUGAUUGGGCUUUCUUAUUACCUGCCGUUAUAUUCCCAGUCAGUACUCGGAGCAGAUGCAUUGGGCUCCGGGCUUCACCUCUUACCGUUGAUCGUGUCGAGCUCCUUGACAGCCGCGUGUACAGGUGCUUUCAUCCAGAGGACUGGUAUCUAUCUACCGGUGAUGUACGUGGCCCAGGUAAUCUUAACACUUGGCGCGGGGCUCUUUCUCAAUCUGGAGUAUGGCGAAGGGUUGACGAAGAUGUUCAUUUUCGAGAUAAUUACAGGUGUGGGAGUCGGGAUGAAUAUGGAGCCGCCUCUACUUGCUGCACAAGCUGCCUCGAGAGAGUCGGACACUGCUGCCGUCAUAGCCACCAUGGGCUUUAUCCGUUCAAUCGCAACGGCUGUAGCCAUUGUCGUCGGUGGUGUUGUCUUCCAGAACAAGAUGGCUUCGUCCAACAGUGACUUGGUCAAAAAUAUUGGUGCCGAACUCGCUGCGGCAUUUUAUGGGAACGAAGCCACUGCUAAUGUUGAACAAAUUGGGUCUUUACCAGCUGUGGAACAAGACACGGUGAGACAAGUAUACUACAACGCGUUAAAGGCAGUAUGGAUAGUAUAUGUCGCUGUGGCGGGCCUUUCAUUUCUUUCAAAUCUGUUUGUACGCGCUCACCAUCUGAGUCGGGAGAGGAAAACUGUUCGUUUUGGGAUUGAUAGAACCAGGAGGAGUCAUCAGGAAACGGAGAGUCCAGCGGGGCCUCACGGUAUUGAAUUAGUUCGCCUCAGGGACUGA